Morus notabilis is the source of this 2926-nucleotide messenger RNA. RefSeq names its product F-box protein SKIP14. Lineage: Eukaryota; Viridiplantae; Streptophyta; Magnoliopsida; Rosales; Moraceae. The coding region runs from base 530 to 1792 and encodes 420 amino acids. The record is from RefSeq and is a predicted model, not a curated record. The transcript has 2 exons. Gene Ontology annotation, cellular component: cytoplasm. Gene Ontology annotation, molecular function: protein binding.
UUCUGUUACAAACAUACAAUCCCCCUCUCCUCUCCUUCUCGUCUCUGGUUUUCUUUUCCUCUUCUUAGGUUCAUUUCUCACCUUUGUUUGGUCAAAUUCCUCCUCUAAGCCUCUCUUUUCUUAAAUCGUUUCGGAAUCGAAUUCCUUCAAUCCCAGUGCCGUUCUUUAUCUUUCCCUUUAUAUUUUCCCACUUUCUUCUUUCACUUCCCUCUUACGCAUUCCAGGGCCUCUCUCUCCUCUCUCCCUAAAAGCACACUGCUUUCAGAGAGAAAAAAAAAAAAAAACUGCCCGUUCUUUCCUCUCUCGCUUUCUCUCUCUAGAAAAUAAUCGAAACUCAAGAAUCUCUGCUUCAGGAGGGGAAAAGGGUUUUUUUGUUGAUAAAAAUUGAUUCAAGUUUUCCACUUAUCCUCUGAGAAUGCCUCUGAAUCCUUCUCGUGGAUCAAUUUUUUCCACUUAAUCUUCGACGGAGCAGAGCUCCUCCGACAGCCAAAAGAGCAAGAGUUCAAUUGGUGUUUUCGAGUCAGCUUUCAUGAGUUUCGAUUACGAUUCGGAGGACUCCGAAAUUGAAGGAAUGGAGAAGAAGACCACUGAAGAAAAGAUUGAACCCUCUGAGCCGGGGAUUGAUGACAUUCUUGCUCUGUUUCCAAUUGAUCCUUCUGAGAAGGAAAUUAGAGGUUGGUUUCAUGGUUUUGAAGAGGUUUCGAUAUCGGCUAGUGAUUGCUCAUCUUCGACGGUUGAAGCUGAGAAAACCAUUGUUGGUGAGGAUGGAGUAUUUGCAAAACUGAAUUUUGUCUGGAAUAGUUCCGUAAUUUAUGGAAAAACAUCAAUGCCAUGUGAUAAGGUUAAGGGUAGUGGAUUUAUGGAGGAGUUUCUUAGUCUUAGCCAUGUCGAAAAUCGGGUAUUUGAUGGUAAUGGAGAUAAGGAAGCAGUUCCUGAUUGUAGCCUAUUGAUGGAUAAUUCUUCUCCGGGUGAGGAUGCCUUUGAUGCCAUGUCUUAUUCCUUGAGAUUCUUGGGCGUUGAGGACCUUUUAUCUGUUGAAAGGGUUUGCAGAUCUUUGCGCAGAGCUGUUAGAAAUAACCUUUUGUGGAGGAAAAUUUACAUCACUUGGCCAUUGAAUCAGAAGAUCACUGAUGAUGCUCUUGUAAAGUUAACUAGCCGGGCUGAAGGUAAUCUCGACUGCUUGAAUCUGGUGCAGUGCCUGAUGAUUACUGAUGAUGGUUUGAAGCGUGUGCUUGAUAGCAAUCCGAAGCUGAGAAAGUUAAGCUUGCCAGGAUGUCAUGGGAUUAGCGCGGACUGCAUUUUGAAUAAUUUAAGGGCCGCCAAGUCUGCAGGCGCUCUUCGAAUAAAGCUCCUGAGAAUUUAUGGGAUCUCUGGUCUAACGAAGAACAAGCUUGACGAGUUGAAGUCCUUGUUGGGUGAAGAUAACAAAAAGCAGCUUACAGCCUACAAGCCAAUGUUUUAUCAUGACAGUCAGACGCAUGUCAUCUCUAAUGGUGAUGAUCGUGCCAUUGACGUCGAUCUAUGCCCUAAAUGCCAGUGUGUGAGUCUAGUUUAUGAUUGUCCGGCAAAGAGUUGCCGACAGAAACAUCAGUCCGCUCAGUUGUGUAGAGCUUGCAGACUCUGCGUAGACCGCUGUAGUCUUUGCGGUUGCUGCGAUAAAGACUCCGAAUAUAUGGAGGAAUAUUUUCUACGAGUGUUUUGCUCGGAUUGUUAUUAUUCCCUGCUCGACUAUCGUGAGAAGCCCGGAGAGAAGGCUGUUUCCCCUACACUCACCUUUUAUAUUUUCGGCUGAUUUAGAAGACAUUGGAGUAUUGGACGUUGUAAAAUAAAAAAGGGAAAACAACCUGAAAAAGUUGGCAUCAAGAAAAGUAGGGUCCAGUUAGCUCAUGUCAGAGUAGCUUCUAUGCUGGAAACUUGCAUUCACCAAAUGCCAUGGAGAAACUACUUGAUUAUUGAUUGAUUUCCUCAGCAGCAUGUAAUGCUAGAGUUGCAAAUAAGAGAAGUAACCAUAUGCUAAGCAGGAAAAAAAAAAGAAAAGAAAGGAAAAACAAAAAAAGAAAAGGGAAGUAAAAUAUUUAGUGUCUUGCAGAAAGUUCAGACAAGGCUGGAAGAGAAGAUCUUUAAGGGAAUUUCUCUGUCAACUGAGUUAUGGUUGGUGCAAAUAGGCCUUCAGCCACUAUAUAUUCUUUGAUGUCAUCUUGAAAAAAAAGGACUGUACCAAUCUAAUAAAUGGUCAAGAUUUGGCUCUCGAGUCUUGACUGUGUUUAAGUCCAGCCAGUCCUAUAGACGAUCUUAAGAAGUUUUCUUUAAUACAUGAUGAGUGAGUUUUAUUCGCUCAUUUAGUAUCGUUUUACACUUAAUAUCUAGUUGGUUUUCGAGGUUUUUGUUAGUUUUUAUGUGUGUUUUUGUUCAUUGUUUGAAGGUUAGGUGAAAGUUUAUGAUUUGGAAGGUUUUGGACAACUUUUGGUGAAAAAAGAAAGCAAACACAGCGUUUAGAUGCUAAUUUGUAGCGUUUUGGCGCUGAGUUUUACAGUACCAGCACAUUUGGACAGAACGGGUAGCGUUUUGGCGCCCAUGACAGCGCUGCAGUGCUCUACAAAUUGACGUUGGUGCUGAUUUUUGCACAGCCAGCGCCGCAGCGCUAGGAACUCAGCGCCACGGCGUUAUGACGCGAGAAAAGACGCAUUUUGAAGGCCAAUCGUGAGAAAACUUACCCAUUUUGACCAUAAUGCUCCAAAACAUAUAAAUAGAUGAUUCUAGGGCAAUUAAAGGGACUUUUUAGACUGUGAGUGACGGUUGACUUUUGAGAGGAGAUUUAAGAAGAGAAAGGAGAAUUGAGUACGGGGAAGAACAACGGCUAAAAUCCGGAGACAGAGACGCUUCAAUUCAACUCCAAAUUAGUUUUUUUUCUUUCCUUUCCAAUGAU